Molecule: messenger RNA, 275 nt
Organism: Cylicostephanus goldi
Lineage: Eukaryota; Metazoa; Nematoda; Chromadorea; Rhabditida; Strongylidae
Source: the annotation of a GenBank genome assembly
CCAGAAACUGCGCUCCACAGCUACAUCUGCCUUUCAAACAAAUGUGCGAUAAUAUCAAGCUUCUUCUAUUUUCAGAUCAAGAAAGUGAUCGAAAGGCGUCAGGAUGAUCAAAAUUACUGCUACAGUUUGAGUCAUAAAUCGAGUAAGCCAUUUGGACAGGAGCAUGAUUAUUCGGAACACGACGAGUUUGUUGGAACCACUCGACCGAGGUAUGAACUUCUGGCCGGUUGCCUGAAGGUGGAUGAUGACAAGGUGAGAAUUCACUUUAUAUGAGU